Messenger RNA from Diaporthe amygdali, 5016 nucleotides. RefSeq lists its product as uncharacterized. Lineage: Eukaryota; Fungi; Ascomycota; Sordariomycetes; Diaporthales; Diaporthaceae. Bases 1 to 5016 code for a protein of 1671 amino acids. Gene Ontology annotation, molecular function: metal ion transmembrane transporter activity. The transcript has 6 exons. The record is from RefSeq and is a predicted model, not a curated record. Gene Ontology annotation, biological process: metal ion transport; transmembrane transport. Gene Ontology annotation, cellular component: membrane.
AUGGGUUCAGAACAAAGAUCUUGCGCCCUCGGUGAUGCAUCCACUGAAAGGGAUGGCGAGGUGCCCUCAUCUUUCGAAUGUUCCCUUCGGGCGGGAAAGCUGGACGUAAGGACGGGAAGCGUCCCCUCAGAAAAUGACGUUUCCUUCCGGAGCCUAAUCAAAAGGCCACUACCUGCAAAUAGACUCUUCGAGCCAAAAGACCAACACUGUGGCAUAUGGAAAGAUUCGCCGAACAAAGAAUGUCACGCCUCUUUCGGCGACCAUGGAACAACGGCGUCGGUGUCCUGCUACGGAUUCCUGAUGCAAAUGAGCCAAUUCCUUGGAGCGGGAAACUCCGGGCUUUUCUCCAUCGACCACGAAUCGACCGAAGAGCCAUACUCUAUCGUCCAUAGAGCGAAGGAUUUAGAGUAUUUGAGCCUCGGAUAUGACGAACUCUCUUUCGGCUUGUACCUACCAGGACGAUAUCUGGCAGACCCAGACCUCGGGGACCCAAAGGUGAAGUGGGUCAAUUGGAGAUGGCCGAGAUAUGAAUGGGACUACCCUAUCGAAGAUUUUUCAUUCGCAGUGAAGACUCAGAUGCUGAUCAGGGACCUCGAUUAUCUUGAAAAUCCUGGUUAUAACCGCGAUAGCAGCAAAACUUACACUCGAGUGCCGGGACCGAACGGAUUCGGCUGGAUCACAGCGAACAAAAUUGACGGUGAGAGGUCAAGCGCGGGCGAAACGAACGACUCCGGAGGCGAUGUCAUGGGCUUGUUUGUGGACGGGACCGCACAAAAGAUGCCAACAGGACCCAUCUUCCGGACUAUUGGAACCAGUGAAAGCGGUUCAGCCGUGCUCGAGAUUACGCUGGCGUACAGAAUCAUCACCAUACCAGAAGGGCAGGUGCACUGGAAGAAUUUCCUGAUUCCAGCCGAAGCGACUGAUGUUUCCGCGAUUCUCGCCGCAGAAACGGAACUACUUUGGGGCCAUUCCGUCAUUGAUGAUUGCAGUUGCAGCAACUCGUUAUGUGACAUUGGCAUCUCCAUGAAUGGCCGUAACGAGCGGGAUAUGGAGGGAGACGCAACUGCCCAAGCGCAGGCACCGGAGAUUCCGGAACCGGAGGACCAGAAUACUCAGAAGAGCAAGACAAAGCAGGACGACACGGCUGUCAACGCGAAUCCACAAACGCAUGUCAGAACAGAAGAGGUGACAGCAGCCGCUGAGUUUUCCGGCAAGCAGGCAGAGACUCAGAAUCCAAGUGCAAGGCCUGGAAAUGGUGAUACGACGGGAAUUGCUCAGGAGCCCACUCCCAGCGGCUUCAUCGAGUAUCUGACAUGGCGCCAUACGGAGUACAUUCUUUCCGUGUGUAUCAUCCCUCUUUGGGUUCCGCCUAUUUUGGACGAUGGAGAGGAAUCUGGGCCUGACAUGCUAGCGACAAAUAUCAUCGAAAGCAACAUCCAUGUGUCAGGCACACCAAAAAGUAAAGAUGAGCCUAAUGUCCCGCGAGCCCUUACAUGUGGAGACAUGUCCGGUCAUCGCAUAUGCACUUCGGCCAGCUUCUUUGCAUUUGACUUUCUUCUCGAUGUGCUCAAAAGAUUGCCGGCAGUGAACCAGACGCCAUAUAUCCUCGCGCUCCAACGACGCAUUAUUGCAGCAUGUCGCGGGCACAUCAGGUGGCUUGAAUGGCUACGGAAGCCUUGGCGCAAGCUCGAAGAUACCAGGAGUCUCUUGAGCACAGGAUGCUUUGCGGCGAAUUACUGGGUCAGUGGCGAAACGAUGCCCACGAGCACAUGGUCAUGGCAACCAGACGAUGCCAUCAUCGACACUCCGUUCCAGAUUCUGAAAGUCACGGCAUACAUCAAAUGGUGCCGAACACCUCACAACAUUCAAAUCGUCGAGGAUAACACACUGAAGCUUUGUAUGGCUCUGUUACGAGAUGUAUGGGGCUAUUUCAUUCAUGAACUUGAUGACCUGGACAAGCGCAAGGUAUUUGCAUGGCGACACGCAAGGGAGGACGGGUUAAACACAUACCGUCUCGACGAUCAUGUCUGGAUAUGGAGUAGUCUGAAUGAACUACAUUCCCUCGGCUUGUGGAGUCUGGCUGGAGUAGACAAACUGCAGAGCUUUUCUCAACGCUGGCGGAUAUCCAAAAUAAAUUCUCCGGCACCUGAAGCGAAGCCGGAUCAAGGAACUUCCACAAACGCCUGGAGAGUUGGUCGGGUUCGAGUGCCGUAUGAGGACUUUUGCUCUAAAGCCAGACGACUUCUGCCUGACAAGGUCAAGAAAGCAGUGCUCCAGCGGUUCACCGUUGAAAACGAUGUGUCACAGGAACGCAUGCUGGCCGUCACUCGCUCAGCAAGGGAAACCCGUUUUUUCUUCCACACUCGGGACACCGCUCUAUUCUAUGGUCACGUUUCGAAGUUCUUUCUCCCCGACAAGUCAUUCGGCGAGCUGUGGGAGCGAACCAUCAAAUCACAGAGCCAUCAUGAAGAGACUCUUCAAGAAGAGUGGCAAAGCCCAUUACGAUUUGCUUUGGGAGCAGUGGCUGGUCUGAAUAAGUUCUCCAUUGACAGAAGAAGUUCUGGCGAGCUAGCCAGGGAAUCUGUGGAAUCCUUGAUUCAGUUUAGCGCCCACAACGCUUUUAUUCCCGGGGAGAUUGACGUGGCAACUGGAAAACCGUCAAUAUUUUCCGAAGAGCGGGACAGAGAUUACUACUACCAUGUUGGAUUCGAAGCCUGCCAUAUUCUUUUCAAGUAUGCUAGAGACAUUGACGUAUCGUUUCGACCCCAACAUACCCCUGCUAGGAAGGAGCAUGAGGAUAAUAGCCAACAAGUUCAGCGCGAGACGAUGGACCUCCUCAGUGAGAUCCUGGCGCAAUUGAAGAAGCAAAAUUUGUCGAACCAUCCCCACGGAACCGACUCGAAAGCACUGUCAAAACAUUUCGCAGCAGACGGCCGUUUUGACAAAAACCCCAAUUCAGUGGCCAUGAAGAAAUCCAUGCCUUUCAACAGCAUGAUUGAUGCCAGCAGUAUCACUACAUUGGAUGAAGAGUGGCUGUACAACUACCCAGACUUUCUGCUGACCAGGGACAUUGAUCGGCGUCAGGAACUCAAACAACUGCGUGACCGAGAAUCUGAGAGGUACAUAAACAUACCUAGUUCCUCCAAUUCACUCAUCUACAGAGAGCUAGAUGCCUACCGGGAGGAAAAGUUUUCGUUUUCGUAUACGGAGAGCAAAGCUGGGCUUUCCGAGAAUGGCUUAGUGGCAAGUUUACCGAAGCAAAAGCAUCAGCGACAGGGACGAGCAAAACAAGAUAACAUUCGCGCAUCCCUGGUUUCUCUCCAAAACCCUAUGUUCAACAUGACGCUGUGGGAAUCAAUCAGCAAAGGGCGAACUGCAGCCGAUGCGAAGAAGCGUUUCCUAUGGCUGCCUGCACAAUCCGAUUCACAGACAGCCUUUCUUUGCUGGCUAGCGAGUACCGAAGCGGAAAGGGCUCCUAUUUCCUUGUUCUUUGACCGACACGCAGCAUAUGAAAACCAUAUGUGGGACGAUACUACUAUGGUUCUCAACGAUUGGCAAACAGAGCUUCACAUGUGCUUCUGGGUCCUCUUUGCUGAGGGUGAGAGUCAACCACUCCACAGCGGGAUUCCGGAUCAACUCGAGGUGCCAUGGCCCGCUGGCCAAAGUAAGGAGCUUCGGCGUGCAUCGAUAGGAUUCCGUUUCGAUGGAGACUUCUUCGACCGGUAUUGGACAUGUCACUUCGUCGAGUAUGUUCCUGGUCUGGCUCCAGAUCCGUAUAAUCUUGAAGAGCGAUUGAUGUCGAGAUUCAACAUCGACAAACACCUUUGGCAGAGAAAGGUCCUCGAAUUGCAGCUUCUCCAACACAUCCUGAGCGUCAUGUUGACCAAGUCCAACAAUAUACUCCAGGAUAUAAAAGAUGAGCUUGGUCUAAAAAAGGGAAAGAUGAUCUUGUCUGUAUUCAAUACAGAAGCUUACUCGAAGUCGGCAAAUCAUUGGCAGAUAUACGAGGAGCUUCUGGGGAAAGCUGAGGAAGAUCUUACGUCCUCCUUGAACACGUUGUCCAAAUGGGCUACCAGGGAAGGCGACCGGGGUCAAGAACGACCGAGAUGGACACGAAACGAUGAGAGAAAAUAUCGAGGCUACAUCAAUAAGUUGCGCAGCCAGACUGAAAGACAACGAUUGGACCUUGAGAUUUGCCGCGACAAAAUUCGCAAUCUGAAGGAGAUCUUAACAACCGUCCAAGCAAAAAAUCAGUCGGAGCUUGACGCGAAAAGAGAGCAGAACAUUGCGUAUUUCACGUACGUCACGAUCAUCUUUCUGCCUCUUGGAUUCGCUACAAGCUUCUUCAGCAUGAACGGUGCGCCAACAAAUGACUUGACAGUCUCCCUUGCGAAAUUUUCUGCCGCCGCCUUUGCAGUCACAGCAGUCCUAUUGUUUAGUGCCCGCACCUUCAUUGCCACACUCUCUAUGUUCAAGGAUGCCAUCAAGGAUGCCAUCAAUCAUACCCUGCGGGCUCCUCUUCAACGAUACUCGCACGAAAUUCGGGAGCAGAGCCUCCUGUUCAAAGGCAUUACUAGAUCCGAUGAUGCGAAUGAGCAGGUAUUGGAUAAAGACGACGUCUACUUAAAGAACUGGACAGACAGUUCCUGGUUCUGGCUGGCUUAUCUUUUCGUUGAACUACCAACGAACACGAUCUCUGGGUCGAUUGGGGUAGUUUCUAAGGUUAUACUUGGCAUGAUUGUGCUUCCUAUUUAUGCGAUGUCAAAAGCCGUGCUCAAAUCAUUUCUGACUGCUGGGCUCGUCCUCAAAAUCUCAAGGCACCUUUACAGCCUUUCCACGAAGCAACUUGCCAAGGACAAAAAGGCUCCCAAGAAGAGCGACGACUCCAAAAAUGGUCCGCCAGGCAAAUGGAAAAACUUGCUGGACGAUGUGGAACCUCUCAGCUCACUCGAAUCCCUUGAGCACAGGCUAAGGUGGAGGGUAUUGGAAUUGAGAAUGGAGGAGGAUGACAUAUAG